AUGGCCCUGAUUUUCUUUCUGGUAAAAGGUGCUCGCACAGCUCUGGGCUUCAUCCGCCGCCCACUGUUUCGUGUUCUGGAGUUCUUUGAUCUGGAGCAGUCCAUACCUCUACCUCGAGUGUCGGCAGAUCCUGACCUAAACCACACUGAACUUGUUAUUGAGGAGCCAGUGCAACCCUCAGCUGCACACUUGGGAGAUCCUGCAGCGUAUAUCAAAGUCGCCUUACCCCGAUUCAUGCGACCUAAGGCACUGAGAUACCAUCCGGAUCGGGUUCAGUCAACCGCAUAUCUCGACGCACUACGCGGCUAUGCUGCAUGUGCAGUGGUCAUGUUCCACAUGCACGGAUAUCCAGAGGGUGGCAUCAUGUAUCAACCCAUACUUCGCCUCUACUCGGCUGGCCCUGCCAUGGUCAACCUUUUCUUCGUCAUCUCAGGUUAUGUACUGAGUUUGCGGAUGUUGAAAUUGAUGAGGGCACAGCAAUCUGGACAGUUGUUGGACUGUCUGGCAUCUUCAAUGUUUAGACGAUAUCUCCGACUAUAUGUCCCCACCGCUUUAGCGACCUUUCUCACAAUGAUUAUGAUCCAUCUCGGUUGGUGCAAAAAGGCGUUGUUACUGCCAACUUGGAGCCAGCAGUUUUGGGACUGGCUCAUGGACGUUGGAUAUUCCAGUAAUCCUUUCGAAGCUGUUGCUGGGUGGUAUACUCUGGAUGGAUAUCGGACGAAAUUUCUCGAUCAGAUGUGGACUAUACCUGUCGAGUUUCGUGGAAGCAUCAUCCUUUUUGCUUUCUGUACAGCAACUUGCAAGCUUUCGACGAGGGCCAGAAUAUGGACUUCGUUGGCCAUCAUCACUUUCUCUUAUUAUUGGGAAGUCAUAUAUGUUGCAGCCUUCAUAUCUGGCAUGUUGAUUGCGGACGUGUCUUUGAGUUGGAACCCAAGCCGGCAACUACAGACGAGACUACCACAGCAACAUGGAGGUGGACUUUCUUGGGGCCACCGACAUCAUGGGCUAGCCAUAGCUCAACAAUGCGGUCCCAUUUGCGUUUUCAUUACUGGUUUGGUACUGCUUAGCCAACCCCCAGACCUGGGAAUCGAAGGCCCGUUUCCCUUUCAAUACCUCAUUUAUGGAAUCCCACCACACUACUCGGACGGUGCGGAGCAUUUCUGGCUCAGCAUUGGGGCGAUCAUGACCAUCGCCGGUAUCGAAUACUCUCCAAUCUUGCAGAGACCCCUUACCUCGGGAAUCUCUCUGUAUGUAGGAGAACUUUCCUUUGGAAUUUAUGCCGUGCAUAACACACUUCUAUGGGUAUUGUAUUACGAGUUAAUGGCUCCUUGGAAAAAGUUACACUAUCCGGAUUCGCAGUGGAUAUAUAUCCCAAUCACUGUUGUGAUGGCACUGGUGAUCUUUUGGGCAGCAGACUACUUUGCACGAGUGGACAAGAAAAUUGUCGCCUUUGGGAAAUGGCUCCAACAUGAAUCCUUUGUGGAAUGGGAGAGGAAUUCCUAA
This is a messenger RNA of Exophiala bonariae, 1503 nucleotides long. RefSeq lists its product as uncharacterized. Gene Ontology annotation, molecular function: acyltransferase activity, transferring groups other than amino-acyl groups. Gene Ontology annotation, biological process: polysaccharide biosynthetic process. Gene Ontology annotation, cellular component: membrane. The transcript has a single exon. The record is from RefSeq and is a predicted model, not a curated record. NCBI's taxonomy places the organism in Eukaryota, Fungi, Ascomycota, Eurotiomycetes, Chaetothyriales, Herpotrichiellaceae. The coding region runs from base 1 to 1503 and encodes 500 amino acids.